AUGCGACGCAGUCGCACCCCCCCGGCCGCCUCGCCCUUUCGCGCCCUGGCCCAUCACCAAGCCCAGUAUGGCGCCAGCGGAACCCAGAACGGCCAGCAGGCGCGUGACUCAGUCUCGUCCGUCCUGCGCUCGUUCAAUGUCGAGACCAACCCAGCCCGCCCGAUACGCCCUUCGCCCCUGACCGCCUCGACCAUCCCGGACAUGCCUUUGGACCUAGUCGACCGCAUCCGAUCCUUUCCACUCUUCAUGUCCGCCCCCGACGACUUUCUAGCCGCCAUUGGCAAGCACUUGCGACCUCAGAUCCACGCUGCCCACGACCAUAUCCUGAUGGAAGGAGAUGACGCCAAAGCGAUGUACUGGGUUGUGCGGGGCGUGGUAGCCGUCACCUCCCGUGACGGAGAGGCCGUCUACGCCGAGCUCAACCCCGGUGCGUUCUUUGGGGAAAUCGGCGUGCUCAUGGACAUGCCUAGAACUGCCACGAUCAUUGCGCGGACUAAGUGUCUGCUGGUGGUGCUCAAAAAGGAGGACUUGCAGGCCGAGCUUCCGAAAUACCCCGAAAUGGAGCAGGCAAUCCGUCAAGAAGCCCAAGAGAGAUUAGCGAUCCUGAAGAAGAAAAGACAGGAGGGAAGUCAACCGGUCAAGCUACCCGAUACGAGUUCUGCUAGCCUUGCGCGCGAGCCCAUCCCCGGAGAGGUCAGCACGGGGGAAGUGGGCGUCAUUAAGGAGGGCACCGUCGUGAACACGAAGAAACGCAAAUCUCCAAGUCCAGGGGUUGUCGAGGAUUCCGCCAUUAGUGGGAGUGCCCUUGGUAGUGGCUAUGUCAAUGUGCGAACCACACUCCGAGAGUUACCCCUGUUUGCGACAUUACCAGGCGACAUCCUCCAUUUCCUCGGCCUCAACGCACAGCCAAAGUCGUACCCACCGUUUACGGAUAUUGUCCGCCAGGGCGCUCCAGGCAAUGACAUAUUCUUCAUUGUUCGUGGCGAGGCCGAGGUCGUACAAGAGCCCGUGAGCCCCACUUUGAGGCGGACUACGAAAACUACAUAUGCGCGGCCCAGGUUAAAACAAGGGCAGUACUUUGGUGAGGUUGCCAGCCUCGGUCUCUCUCAGUGGAGAACAGCCACGGUACGCGCCGUGUCAGACGUCGAGUGCCUCAUCAUUCCUGGCGAUGUUCUUGACGAGCUGUGGCAGAGAUGCCCGCCAGGAGUGAAGUCCCAGGUUGAGGAAACGGCCCGGGAACGUUUUCACCCCGAGACGGAAGAUGUCGAGAUGGAGGAUGCGCCGGUAAAUGGAGAAGCCGAACCACAACCGCAGAUCGAAAAGCCCAUUCCGGGCGUCACAUUCUCCAUACCUACACAACCUGUCUCCCCACCAACGGAAGAGGAAGACACGCGCCGUCCCUCGGAUCCGGACCCUUUCCUAAGCGUGGAUAUGGAGAACCUACGGAAUAGGCGGCGCAACUCCCUAGCCCCCCCAACUCCUCAGACGGAUUGCAGCGUGAUCGUGGGCGGUAUCAAGGUACCUCCCGUCACUCCAGCUCCCCCGCUUCUGUCUCCGAUCUCGUUGGAUGACUCGCCACUUCCCAAAAGGGCCCGCAUUUUCCCUCAAUCAGAAAAGGGGAAGAGCAUCGCCAGGUUCCCCGACAGGGUUUGGAUCGAGGUAUUCAAACAUAUGGACCUGGUGGAGAUGAUUCGACUGAGGGGCGUCUGCAAGAGCUGGCAGCACAUGCUAUCAACUAGCCCAGAGUUGUGUCGGCGCGUUGACCUCGGCCAACUAAACCGCAAAGUCAACGACUGGUCCGUGGCUAACAUCAUCGCCCCGUUCCUUGGCACUCGCCCAGUCGAGCUUGAUAUCAGCAAUUGUUUCCAUAUCACUGACCAGGGCUUCCAGACUCUCUGGAGGUCCUGCGGGAAAAAUGUCAAGAUCUGGCGUAUGCGCAGCGUCUGGGACGUAUCGGCAUCCCAGAUCCUCGAGAUGAGCGAAUGUGCCAAGGGCCUAGAGGAAGUAGACUGGAGCAAUUGUCGCAAAGUCGGUGACAACCUCCUAGCGCGAGUCGUUGGCUGGGUUGUGCCAAACCCACCACCUUCUCGUGAGAACGGCCCCGCGAAUAACGGAGCCAACAACAAAAACGUUGUCAUCGCCCCCUCGGGCAAAACCCGUCGCGCCCAGCAGCAGCAGCAGCAACAGCAGCAGCAGCAACUAGCCCGCUCACCACCGCCAAACCCACCCCCUUCGCACCCACCUCCCCCUCCCCCAGGCACCAUCAUCGGUUGCCCCCGUCUCCGCCGGCUGAACCUUUCCUACUGCAAACACAUCACCGACCGCUCCAUGGCCCACCUCGCCGCGCACGCGGCGUCCCGUCUCCAAUCCCUCAGCCUAACCCGCUGCACCUCCAUCACCGACGCCGGGUUCCAAGCCUGGGCGCCCUACCGCUUCACACGUUUAACACAUCUCUGCCUGGCGGAUUGCACCUAUCUGUCGGAUAACAGUGUCGUGGCGUUGGUGGGUGCUGCCAAGAGUUUGACACAUCUGGAUUUGAGCUUUUGCUGCGCGCUAUCGGACACCGCGACGGAGGUGGUGGCCCUGGGGCUGCCGCUGCUGCGGGAGCUGAGGAUGGCUUUUUGCGGGAGCGCUAAUGUGUUGGAAGGGUGUGCGAGGCUCGAGUGGGUGGAUGUGAGCCAGUGUAAAAAUUUGGGAGGCUGGCUUGUCGGAGGCGGCGUGGGGCGAUGGGGAUUUGAUGAGAGGAAGACGGAGGAAGGGGCAUGGGCGAUCGCUGCUGCUGGGGGUAGUAACACUUCGGGUUCCAACUCGUCCAGCUCGGCCGCUGCUGCGGCGCCCCUCGGGCCUGGUCCCGUCAUGCGGCCGGUGGUGCCGCCCCGAGGAGCUCGGAAACGGAGGGUGAGGAAACCAAUCCGGUUUGUGGUGGAGAAGGGCCCCGGUGGGUUACGUUGA
This is a messenger RNA of Dichotomopilus funicola, 2952 nucleotides long. RefSeq lists its product as uncharacterized. NCBI's taxonomy places the organism in Eukaryota, Fungi, Ascomycota, Sordariomycetes, Sordariales, Chaetomiaceae. Bases 1 to 2952 code for a protein of 983 amino acids. The record is from RefSeq and is a predicted model, not a curated record. The transcript is spliced from 3 exons. Gene Ontology annotation, molecular function: protein binding; protein-containing complex binding.